This is a messenger RNA of Rotaria socialis, 381 nucleotides long. The record is from the annotation of a GenBank genome assembly. Lineage: Eukaryota; Metazoa; Rotifera; Eurotatoria; Philodinida; Philodinidae.
AUGAGUGAAACAUUCCGACAAUACAUUAAGAUUCGUACUUUUUUGGGUUAUCGACCGAAAGAAAUUCUAGUUGAAUUACAAAAUGCGUUCGGCGACGAAGCACCUAAUUAUGCCAAUAUACAACGAUGGUCAAAAAGAUUUCGUGACGCUAUUGAUAGUCCAAUAGGAAGUCCGCUUGCUUCACGAUCCAAUUUUGAAACACAAGACUAUCAACAAUUGGAUGGAAAUAAUACUAGUGAUGAUAACGAUGCUAGUCAAAUGGAAAAACAAAUUAAUGCAAAUGCAAAAAAGUCGGAAUCAACACACAACACAAAUAGAACGAGUAAUUCAAAACGAUCAACAACAGCUCGUUCCAAAUCACAACGUUUUAUAAACGAAUGA